AUGAUCAUUGUCACCGGAUUUGUACAGAUUGGAUUUGGUCGUUAUGAAGAGCUGGAAGAACCUUUUGUUGAUUCGGGCUGGAGUCCUGGUAAAAUAGCUAAUGCAUUUUACAGUGGUUUAUUCGCUUAUGGUGGCUGGACUAACUUAAAUUGUGUGGUUGAAGAAAUGAGGAACCCCAGGAAACAUUUGUCUAUAGCAAUUGUGGUAUCGUGCUUACUAGUGACUCUAGUUUACACAGCUGCUAAUGUAGCCUAUGUAACAGUCGUACCAGUUGCAGAGAUUUUGACCACAAGAGCUGUGGCUGUGACAUUUGCUAAUAGAAUAUACGGAAUGUUUUGGUGGAUAAUGCCAAUAUUUGUUGCUUGUUCAACGUUUGGGAGUGCUAACGGAACUAUAUUAACUACAUCGAGAAUAUUUGUUGCUGCUAGUCAGCGUAAGCAAAUGCCAGCUUUUGUCAGUUACUUGCACACGGAUCGAUUAACACCUAUUCCGGCUGUUCUGUUUACUUGUAUCAUAUCAAUAAUUUACUUGCUUGCUGGAGAUAUUUUCACACUUAUGAAUUAUAUGGGUUUUGUUCAAUGGUUGGCAAUCGGUCUUUGUGUUCUGAUUGUAGUAAUUUUCAGAUUUACUCGUCCUAAUAUUCAACGUCCGGUUAAGGCUCCUAUAGUAUUCGCCAUUAUCUACUUAGUAGUUACUGCAUCUCUGUUAAUUUUCUCUUUUUAUGGAUCACCUCAAGAAUCAUUAUAUGGUAUUUUGAUCAUUUUAACUGGUAUACCGGUUUACAUACUCGGUUGUGCGUGGAGUCCUAAACCGAAAUCAUUUCAAGAAAAAAUGAUAAACAUCACGAUUGGAUUACAAAAACUUUUCCGUAUUGUACCAUCCACUUGA
Schistosoma intercalatum is the source of this 888-nucleotide messenger RNA. The record is from the annotation of a GenBank genome assembly. Lineage: Eukaryota; Metazoa; Platyhelminthes; Trematoda; Strigeidida; Schistosomatidae.